GAGAGCACAACCUCUUUGGAGACGAGCUCUGCAUGCUGUGUGUUGAGAGGCCGCGUGCGCGUGGCGGCGCUACUCGUCUCACGGAUUGCGGCCACGCAUCGUUUUGUUCGUCGUGCGUCCGGGCACGGGGCCACUGUCCAGUCUGCCAUGCAAAGCUUGUGGGCUGGGGUCUUAUGUGAUGUUGUGUACAUUUGUUUCCCCCUGUUGAGAAAUAAGUAUGAAUCAAAACCCUGACCUGAACCUAGGGAGCUAUGUCCUUCAUUUUCUUCAAGCCAUUCAGACCUAAGAGCGCAGCUGAGCUCGUCAAGUCGACGCGGGACGCGCUCGCUGCCCUGGAUGACAAGACCGUGGCGGAUGUGCGGCUGCUGGACAAGGCGCUCGAGGAAGUGGACAAGAACCUCUUGGCCAUGAAACACAUGAUCCUCGGCGAUGGCGAGGCAGAGCCCAGCCCAGAUCUGGUUGUGCAGCUUGUAGCCGAGGUGUGCAAGGAUGACUUUCUGGAAAUUCUCAUCCACAAGCUCCCUAAUCUAGGCUGGGAGGCAAGGAAGGAUACAGUCCAGGUAUGGUGCAUUCUUCUGCGCCAAAAGGGUGGCCUCGCGGUACACUGCCUGGAAAAUCACCCCGAGCUUCUAGAUUUCCUCAUCUCGUGCUAUCAGAACAAGGACACUGCUCUCAACUGUGGCGUCAUGCUAAGGGAGUGCUCCCGCUUUGCAAGCCUAGCAGCAUACAUGCUCGAGUCGGCCAGCUUCGAGCUGUUUUUCAAACUCGUGGAGCUUCCCAACUUCGAUAUUGCCUCGGAUGCCUUCACCACGUUUAAGGAGCUUCUCACCAGGCAUGGGAGCGUUGUAAAUAACUACCUUAACUCGCACUAUGACCAGUUUUUUGAGCUGUACGAGCGGCUGCUAAGCUCCAGCAACUAUGUCACAAAACGGCAAUCUCUCAAGUUGCUCGGGGAUUUUCUCCUGGACAGAUCUAACACGCAAGUCAUGCUACGGUACAUCUCGGACAAGCGCAAUUUGCUGAUAGUCAUGACGCUUCUCAAGGACCCAAGCAAGAGCAUCCAGUCGUCUGCGUUCCAUAUAUUCAAGGUGCGCCUCGUCGAUCAGCAAAUGGCGAGCUCUCUUGUCCUUGUGCAGGUAUUUGUUGCAAACCCGAAGAAGCCAGCCCCCAUCGUGCACGUCUUGGCAAAGAACAGAGACAGACUGCUGCGCUUUCUGGACAACUUCCACCUUGACAAGGGUACGUAUAUUCUCACAAACCUUUGCUGCUGCUCCACCAUACGUGCAUGUGGACGUGUGCAUGUUCACCUCCAGAGGACGAGCAGUUUGAGGAAGAAAAGGAGCUGCUGGUCAAGGAGAUCGAGGCGCUGGCCACACGCUGAUGGAGUGUUUAUUUGUGCCCCUAGGAGGUAGCUAGCUAUGGUCACUCCCCAGUGACGACGACGAGGCAUCCACACAUGGUGGAGAGCGCGCUGCUUGUCGGCUGGUAUAAACAGGCGUCCACCUUCACAGCUUC
This is a messenger RNA of Selaginella moellendorffii, 1515 nucleotides long. RefSeq names its product calcium-binding protein 39. The transcript is spliced from 10 exons. Gene Ontology annotation, molecular function: protein serine/threonine kinase activator activity. The coding region runs from base 252 to 1412 and encodes 386 amino acids. NCBI's taxonomy places the organism in Eukaryota, Viridiplantae, Streptophyta, Lycopodiopsida, Selaginellales, Selaginellaceae. Gene Ontology annotation, biological process: intracellular signal transduction. The record is from RefSeq and is a predicted model, not a curated record.